CCCGGAACCUUUUCGUUGCCGCACCGCCCGCGGUGCCCUGGCAUUGCGGUCCCCCAGGCGGCCGCUUCCGGGUGUCGCGGCUGUCGCUGUCGCUGUCGCCUGUCGCGACAGGGAGGCGGCCCGGCCGAGCCGGGGGCCGCCGGUGGCUGCGGCCAUGAGGGCGGGGGCGCUGCUGCGGCUCUGCUCGCGCCCGGCGCUCCCGUACCAGCAGGGGCAGCGGCCGGGGCCUGGAAUCCGCGAGUAUUUUUAUUACCUCGAUCACCACGGGCAGCUUUUCCUGGACGACACCAAGGUCAAGAACUUCGUCACCUGCUUCAAAGACGUGGCGUUCCUCUCGUUCUUCUUCCGGCGCCUGCAGCGGAACCGCAGCGGGCGCUACGAGGCGCACUUCCCGUUCGUGUCGCGCUGCGGCCGCGAGCGGAAUUUCCUGCGCUGCUCCGACCUGCCCGUGGUUUUCACCCAAGUCCUGCCCGCCGGCGGCGGCGCCGAUUCCCGCCUGUCCUACUGCGGCGGCGGCGCCGCGCUGGUGGUUCCGUUCCGGCCGGGAAUGCUGGCGGUGCUCCCGGAGAACGGGCGGCUCUACCACCCGGCGCCGGAACGGGUCGGCGGCGUUGGCUUGGUGCGCUCGGCGUUGGCCCAAGAGUUGAGCUCCGGGUUUCGCUUCCAGGACGGGCCCGAACAGCCCCCGACGCAUUUUUGGUGGGAAGGGAGGGAGUAUCGGCUGUCCGGGGAAAUUCUGGGAAUUCUGCGGGCGGAGAAGUCGGGAUUGGAGGUUGGCGCGGCGAUUUCGACGUCCUAAAUGCAUAAAACGCCCCGGAAAUCCUAAAGAAAUCCUAAAGAAAUCCUAAAGAAAUCCUACUGAAAUCCUAAAGAAAUCCUACUGAAAUCCUAAUGAAAUCCUAAUGAAAUCCUAAAGAAAUCCUAAAGAAAUCCUAAUGAAAUCCUAAAGAAAUCCUAAUGGAAUCCUAAAGAAAUCCGAAUUAAAUCCUAAAGAAAUCCUAAUGAAAUCCGAAUUAAAUCCUAAAGAAAUCCUAAAGAAAUCCUAAAGAAAUCCUAAUGAAAUCCUAAUGAAAUCCCAAAGAAAUCCAAAUUA
Passer domesticus (house sparrow) is the source of this 1093-nucleotide messenger RNA. RefSeq names its product chromosome 1 C8orf82 homolog (gene C1H8orf82). The transcript is spliced from 3 exons. Lineage: Eukaryota; Metazoa; Chordata; Aves; Passeriformes; Passeridae. The record is from RefSeq and is a predicted model, not a curated record. Bases 155 to 799 code for a protein of 214 amino acids.